AGCGCUGCGCACCCGGCCAGUCCGCUUGUCAGGCCGCCUGCUCUCCCCGCCGUCUGGCUUUCCGCCUUGCGGCACCCGGCCCUUCCCCAUGCUGGCACCCCCGGCCACGGAGGCCGCGAUCCCCAUGUCCCAAACAGAGGCUGAUCUGGCCCUGCGGCCCCCGCCCCUCUCGCCCCCUCCUCGCCGAGUGCGACGCUUCUCCGGGAAGGCUGAACCCUGGCCGCGCUCUUCUCGUCUCAGCCGCCGCAGCUCUGUCGACUUGGGGCUGCUGAGCUCUUGGUCCCAGCCAGCCUCACCCGUUCCAGAACCCCCUGAUCCUCUGGACUCCGCUGGUCCCAGCUCGGUGAAGAGCCCUCCACUUCGCUCCGAAGAGACCCCCGAGGGCACGUGGACUGGGGGAGCCCCUGUGAAGGCCACAGAUUCCUCAAGUCCCGAGCUCACAGACUCUGCAGGAGUCCCCAGGUCCAGGGAGCCGCCAAGGGUUCCAGAAGCCACAGCGCGAGCGCGGCGGCAGGAGCAGGAAGAAAAGGAGGACACGGAGACUCAGGCUGUGGCUACGUCCCCUGACGGCCGAUACCUCAAAUUUGACAUCGAGAUUGGUCGUGGCUCCUUCAAGACGGUGUAUCGAGGGCUAGACACCGACACCACAGUGGAGGUGGCCUGGUGUGAGCUGCAGACUCGAAAACUGUCUCGAGCGGAGCGGCAGCGCUUCUCCGAAGAGGUGGAGAUGCUCAAGGGGCUGCAGCACCCUAACAUCGUCCGCUUCUACGACUCGUGGAAGUCGGUGCUGAGGGGCCAGGUUUGCAUUGUGCUGGUCACCGAACUCAUGACCUCGGGCACGCUCAAGACGUACCUGAGGAGGUUCCGCGAGAUGAAGCCGCGAGUCCUUCAGCGCUGGAGCCGCCAAAUCCUACGGGGGCUUCAUUUUCUACACUCCCGGGUACCCCCCAUUCUGCACCGGGAUCUCAAGUGCGACAACGUCUUUAUCACGGGUCCUACAGGCUCAGUCAAAAUCGGAGAUCUGGGCCUUGCCACGCUCAAACGUGCCUCCUUUGCCAAGAGCGUUAUCGGGACCCCGGAAUUCAUGGCCCCCGAGAUGUACGAGGAAAAGUACGAUGAGGCCGUGGACGUUUACGCGUUUGGCAUGUGCAUGCUGGAGAUGGCGACUUCGGAGUACCCUUAUUCCGAGUGCCAGAAUGCCGCGCAAAUCUACCGCAAGGUCACUUCGGGCACAAAGCCUAACAGCUUCUACAAGGUGAAGAUGCCAGAGGUGAAGGAGAUCAUUGAAGGCUGCAUCCGCACGGAUAAGAACGAGAGGUUCACCAUCCAGGACCUUCUGGCCCACGCCUUCUUCCGCGAGGAGCGCGGCGUGCACGUGGAGCUGGCGGAGGAGGACGACGGCGAGAAGCCGGGCCUCAAGCUCUGGCUGCGCAUGGAGGACGCGCGGCGCGGGGGGCGCCCACGGGACAACCAGGCCAUUGAGUUCCUGUUCCAGCUAGGACGAGACGCAGCCGAGGAGGUGGCGCAAGAGAUGGUGGCUCUGGGCUUGGUCUGUGAAGCAGAUUACCAGCCAGUGGCCCGUGCAGUGCGUGAACGGGUUGCCGCCAUCCAGCGAAAGCGUGAGAAGCUACGCAAAGCUAGGGAGUUGGAGGCCCUCCCACCAGAACCAGGACCUCCACCAGCAACUGUCCCCAUGGUUUCUGGACCCCGCAGUGUCUUCCCUCCUGAGCCUGAAGAACCAGAGGCAGACCAGCACCAGCCCUUCCUCUUCCGCCAUGCCAGCUAUUCCUCUACCACCUCGGAUUGCGAGACUGAUGGCUACCUCAGCUCCUCCGGCUUCCUGGAUGCCUCAGACCCUGCCCUUCAGCCCCCUGGGGGGGUGCCAUCCAGCCCCGCUGAGUCCCAUCUCCGCCUGCCCUCGGCUUUUUCCCUAUCCAUUCCACGUUCUGGCCCUGGCAGUGACUUUUCCCCUGGGGACAGCUAUGCCUCAGAUGCAGCAUCAGGCCUCAGCGAUGUGGGAGAAGGGAUGGGACGGAUGAGGAAACCACCAGGGAAGAAUCUCCGGCGCAGACCCCGGUCCCGACUGCGGGUCACUAGUGUCUCAGACCAGAAUGACAGAGUGGUUGAGUGCCAGCUACAGACCCACAACAGCAAGAUGGUGACUUUCCGGUUUGAUCUGGAUGGAGACAGCCCAGAGGAGAUUGCAGCUGCCAUGGUGUAUAAUGAGUUCAUUCUGCCUUCGGAAAGAGAUGGAUUCCUGAGCCGGAUUCGGGAGAUUAUCCAGCGAGUGGAGACCCUGUUGAAGAGAGACACUGGCCCCGUGGAGGCUGCUGAAGAUGCCUUAGGCCCCCAGGAGGAGCCAGCACCAUUGCCUUCCCUCCCGGACCCCCUUCCAGACCCAUCCAGUGAGCUCCAGAGCAGCACCUCCCUGGAGCAGAGGAGCUGGGCAGCCUACUCCACUUCCUCAUCUUCUCCUGGAACUCCCCUGUCUCCUGGAAAUCCAUUUUCCCCUGGAACCCCCAUUUUUCCAGGCCCCAUUUUCCCCAUCACUUCUCCCCCCUGUCACUCCAACCCCUCUCCCUUUUCCCCCAUUUCUUCCCAGGUCUCCUCUAGUCCCUCUCCACAGCCUCCCAGCUCGCCACUGCCAUUCUCCUCCAGUGCACCACAGUUUCCAGCCCCAUCCUCUCAGUUUUCCCAGAGCACUUUUCCUCCCAGUUCCCCAUCCCCAUUCUCUCCUGGUUGUCCCCAGGUCACUCUUAAUUCUCCUUUCUUUCCUCCUUGCCCCUCUCCUCCUCCCCUCCCCUCUCCCCCAGCAGCUCCUUUCCUCUCUUUGGCCAGUGCCUUCUCGUUGGCUGUGAUGACUGUGGCCCAGUCCCUGCUGUCCCCCUCACCUGGGCUCCUUUCCCAGUCUCCUCCAGCUCCUCCUGGUCCCCCACCUAGCCUGCCCCCUCCUGCUGUCCUUACUUCUAAUGGCCAGGAGACCUCUCCACCCCACACAGCAGAGAUGGAGAGUGAGGCCUCCCCAAGUUCUACUCGGCCACUCCUGGGUGAAGCCAGACUGGCGCCCAUCUCUGAAGAGGGAAAGCCCCAGCUUGUUGGGCGUUUCCAAGUGACUUCAACCAAAGAACCAGCUGAGCCUCUUCCCCUGCAACCAACACCUCCAACUCUAUCCAGUUCUCUGAAGCCUCCAACCCCUCAGCUGACCUCAGAGAGCUCAGACACAGAGGAUAGUGCUGGAGAUGGGCCAGAGACCAGGGAGGCUCUGGCAGAGAGUGACCGUGCAGCUGAGGGCCUGGGGACUGCAGUUGAGGAGGAAGGAGAUGAUGUAAAGGAACCCCGAGUUGGGGGCAGCUCUCCACCCCUGAGUCAUCCCAGCCCAGUGUGGAUGAACUAUUCCUAUAGCAGCCUGUGUCUGAGCAGUGAAGAGUCAGAGAGCAGUGGAGAAGAUGAGGAGUUCUGGGCUGAGCUGCAGAGUCUUCGGCAGAAGCAUUUGUCAGAGGUGGAGGCACUACAGACACUACAGAAAAAGGAAAUUGAGGAUUUGUACAGCCGGCUUGGGAAGCAGCCCCCACCGGGUAUUGUGGCCCCUGCCGCUAUGCUGUCCAGUCGCCAACGCCGUCUUUCCAAAGGCAGCUUCCCCACCUCCCGUCGCAACAGUCUGCAGCGUUCUGAGCCACCAGGCUCUGGCAUCAUGCGAAGAAACUCCCUGAGUGGCAGCAGUACCGGCUCCCAGGAGCAGCGGGCAAGCAAGGGGGUGACUUUCGCCGGGGAUGUUGGCAGGAUGUGAAUUCAGAACAGAAGCCAUGUGCCUCUCCCACACCAGGGCCCACCAUGGAGCUUGUGCUCUCAGAAUUUGAUGCUUUUCUGACCAGUACAACUCAGCAAGGAAGACCCCAGCACUGAGGGGGUAGAAGGCCAGGGGGGACAUGGAAAGUGUGGCUUCAUUAUAGUGACAAGCUAAACACGUGGGAACUGUAUGCUGUGUGGAAGUAUAGCAGGCUAUAGAACUUCUAUCUUCAUCUCCAACCCCUUCCUAGCCAAGGGUCAACCACUAGCAAUCCCACCCAAGCCCAGAUGCUUCUCGAAGGCCCACCCCCAGUUUGGAGUGUAGGAUGUGCUCACACCAGAAUUAGCAGCAAAUAAAAAUGCUGGAAACAAAGA
Tupaia belangeri chinensis (Chinese tree shrew) is the source of this 4161-nucleotide messenger RNA. RefSeq names its product WNK lysine deficient protein kinase 4 (gene WNK4). Gene Ontology annotation, molecular function: protein serine/threonine kinase activity; ATP binding. Gene Ontology annotation, biological process: protein phosphorylation. NCBI's taxonomy places the organism in Eukaryota, Metazoa, Chordata, Mammalia, Scandentia, Tupaiidae. The record is from RefSeq and is a predicted model, not a curated record.